Rhipicephalus microplus (southern cattle tick) is the source of this 1800-nucleotide messenger RNA. RefSeq names its product equilibrative nucleoside transporter 3 (gene Ent3). The record is from RefSeq and is a predicted model, not a curated record. Gene Ontology annotation, cellular component: plasma membrane. Lineage: Eukaryota; Metazoa; Arthropoda; Arachnida; Ixodida; Ixodidae. Gene Ontology annotation, molecular function: monoamine transmembrane transporter activity; nucleoside transmembrane transporter activity. Gene Ontology annotation, biological process: nucleoside transmembrane transport.
AGUGUACAUAGCCAAGGAUGGACGAGAACCUGAGUCGCGGCUACAUCCAGCUCGGCCGCCAGCGCGUCGUGCUACAGCAACCGGGGGGCCCCUUGGCUGCAGGGCACGAGCGUCCUCCGGAGGACCGCUGCAGUUGCGUGUACUUGGCCCUGGUGCUGGCCGGGGUGGGAUUCCUGCUUCCUUACAACAGCUUCAUCACGGCAGUCGACUACUUCCAGGACAAGUACCCGCGCACCACCAUCGUCUUCGACAUGAACCUCGUGUACAUUCUGACGGCUUUCCUUGCGGUGGUGGUGAACAACCUGCUGGUGGAGACGCUCCCCCUGCAAGUGCGCAUCACGUUUGGCUACCUGCUUUCCUUCGCCACGCUGCUCUUCGUGGCUCUCGUGGAGGUGCACUGGGAGAGCUUCGAGCACGACGUGGGCUACACGGUGAACCUCGUCGCCAUCGCCAUCGUCGCUCUAGGAUGCACGGUGCAGCAGUCGAGCUUCUACGGGUACACCAGUAUGCUGCCUUCCCGGUACACGCAAGCUGUCAUGACAGGAGAAAGUGCCGCCGGCGUUCUAGUGUCGGCCAAUCGCAUCCUGACCAAGGCGCUACUUCGAGACGAGAGGCUCAACACGCUACUCUUCUUCCUCGUCUCGGUCACCGUGGUCAUGCUCUGCUUCGUCAUCCACCUGGUGCUGCAUCGAACCAGGUUCGUGCGCUUCUACUUGGACCUGUGCGCCGCUGCAGCCGAGGAGGGCAAAUCUGACGGAGACGACGCCCUUCACAGCCGAAUCCUGCUGGAACCGACCGAGGACGUUGGACUGGUGGACAUGCUGGACCCAGUGGAGUCGAAGACGGGAAAGUACGGCGUGCUCUCCCUCCGCACUCCGCCGGCGUCACCGACGAGCACGGCUGGUGGCGCGGACUCGGCGUUCGAGUCGAGCGACGUGCUCGACGACGACGAGUCUCUCGACGCACGCCGUGUCGGCGACGAGAGCAACGAAUUGCCCAGUUCCGUUCGCAAGGGUAUCAACUACCGCGUCCAAGAAGUGGUCGUGCGCAUGCGCGGCAGAACACGUGGCAGGCCUCCCCGACUGUGGAGCGGCGUUAAGCGUGGCCUGGUGGCUCGGUACCAGGUGGGACGCAAAGUGUGGCCCUACAUGAUCAGCAUGGCGCUCGUCUACAUGGUGACGCUGUCGCUGUUUCCGGGAAUCGAGAGCCGCAUCGUUUCCUGCCGCCUGGGCUUGUGGAUGCCCGUGCUUCUGAUGGCGCUGUUCAACGCGGCUGACUUCAUCGGAAAGGUGCUGGCGUCUGUGCGCUACGACUGGUCCCGGUCGCAGCUGGUGUGGCUCUCGUGCAGCCGCAUCGUGCUGGUGCCGCUUCUGGCGUUGUGCGCGCUGCCGCGAUGGGACAGCUCGACAAGCUCCGACCUCUGGGCCAUGGCCCUGUCGGUGGUGCUGGGCGUCACCAACGGCCUGCUCGGGUCACUGCCCAUGAUACUGGCACCUGGCAGGGUGCCCGACGACCAGAAAGAACUCACAGGGAACAUUAUGACGUUAUCGUACAGCGUUGGGCUGACCACGGGGUCGGGACUUGCCUACCUGCUGGUUUACUUCAUCCAAGGCCACGACUUCGGGGGACCCGACUGCAGUGAACAUUUUCCUUCCACGCCGACCUCGCUGAACGAGACAUCAUGGCAGAGGCUAGCCAGCGUCAAUUCCACUGACCACGCGGAGACGCUAUAAAAGCUGCGCUAAUGUUGAAAACAUGCUGCACACAAGAAAAAGAAAUCCUCGUUUGCUGCAUCCUCAC